ACUGUGAGGGAACGGUCCGUGUUGGCCUCUGCUGCCUGGCACCUUCCCACCUCCACGAUCAUCAACUACUCCACCAUUUAUAUUACCAUUAUUACCAGCAAUGAUGCCAUUAUUACUACCAUAACCACCACUACCACCAUCACAACCAGUGUGAUAAAGUGGACUUAGAGAUAGCAAAGUGGUGAAAUAGUGAAGCAGAAAAUAGAGAAAUAAACAGUGAAAUAAAGGAAGAACAUGGUAUUUUUGUUUGGUGGAGGCCUCAAAUGUGUUACAAAAUAUACAGUGGACAUUCAAACUUUAUGAUUUGUAAGUUAAUGUAUCAAUGUUUAUGAUAAAGACCAAAGAAAAUAUUUGUAUAUAAAUAGUAAUUAGUGAAAAUUAAACAUGUGGCUUAAUAAACGGCCGGCUACAAUAGUCUUUGGCUAAACAAAUUAAACACUGAUAUAACUAUAAAAAGGCAAAUAAGAAAAAAAUGUUUUCUAAAGUGUUCCGAGCUGACAAGAAAUGUGGCUCAAAUUCUGGGUCUGGGGGAAGCGGGGAGCGGAGGUGGUCAGGGAGCGAGCAAGGACCCUCUUAUUAUCCCCUGGUGCACCCGUCCCUCACACAGACAAAGCGGGUGACGGUGCACGACACCGGUGCCGCAGAAUCCUUGGAACACGAGCUGGAUUUACUGGAGCUGGUGUGCAGGAGCGACAGUCUCCACAAGAGACUGGACCAGCUGCAGGCUAAAUAUGAGAGGAUGGACGAUGGGCUUCAGACCCUCAGCAGGGAGACCCAAGCCCCGCCCACCACAUCACGAACCACACCUACGCCUUCCAAGCGUUUGUCAAUCUUUUCCUCCAGCAGAAGCUCCAAGUCCUUCGAGGAAGGUGAAACAAAGAAGCCCAACUUCUUUCAGAGGUUGUUCGGCAACAGAUUGUCUAAAAGCGAAGACGAUUUACUGGAUAAUGGGUCUUCGCAGUCGCCGUCAGCGACACAUGAUGACGACGACGACGUCAGCGACAGCGAUUCGUUGUCAACCCCGCCAAUGAAGGAGAGACGAUCAGCGAGCGAAGACGUGUUAUCGUGGCGAUUCUUGGCGCGACGAGGACGAGAGAAGAGGCAGAGUUGGAGUGCUGAAUCUUCCACACCGGAGCUAAUGCCGCCUCCCUCCCUUCUCUCCAAUUCACAGAAAAGUGGACUUAAAAGAAAACGAGUGAUCAGGGUGUAUAACCUUAAUCCUUUGGAUCAUAAAGAUACCAGAAUGGGAUCUAACGAGUCCUGCAGCGACUCCACAGACUCUGAGAAGGAAUUCAGGUCCAGAUACGGUAGUAUAAUUUUGCGGAGUGCGAGCAGUGGGCGGGAUGGAGAGCCAAGGGUCACUAGCCCCUACCCUCACCUCCGUAGUGUCAGUGGGUGCAAGAUGGAGUCUAGCCUCACCCGCGGACACCCGCAGCAGGUUGUGGAAGAAGACACUCUCAAGAACGAAGAAUUUUCUACCUUCGCAAUACACAAUUCCGAAACGCUCAAAGGCGCCGUUAACCGCGUGGACUCGACCGCAGAGGCAGCCCUCAAGAUUCACGGCGAUGCGGACCCACAAGACGUUACCCAAAGGCAAGGCAAAACCGUCACUGAUGGAGCCUUUAUUGAUGAAAGAUGUGAAACUACAACUAGGAAAUGGAGGAAGAGGAGUGUAGGCCAGUCUCCGCAAGGAUCGCCGGCCAAACAAAAUACCUCGUCUAUAGCUGAAGAUACAAUGAAGCCCACGCUGAAAACUGCGGACAGGAGCUCAAAGGCAGAGAUGAUAGAUAUAUAUAAAGUAGGUCCUCCGCUGUCGAGAACGCCUAGUUCCAAGGAGGUCCUCUUGACCAGGACUCCCAGCGUUCAGAGACACAGGAUUCCAAGUUCUCAAGAUCUCUCGAAGACCACAAGCUCUCAAGAGCUCUCGAAGACCACAAGCUCUCAAGAGCUUUCAUCUUCCAAAGCUCUCAACCACCAAGAGCUAGCUAAAGCUAGCAGUUCUCAGGAAAUUGGAGUAUGUAAAGCAGCCAGCUCCCAAGAACUUGGGGUGUGUAAGACUCUGAGCUCACAAGAGUUACCCACCAGACUACCAACAACAGCUUCCAUACAGGAGCUGGACCACUUCUUAUCAGCCAUCAUCAAGAACCUGGAGUCUCAGCUCGAAUCUGGUGGCAGUAUCGCCCUUAGACCCAAAGAACCCGUCCCUGAUGCCACCAAGAGGAGGAGGAAGAAAAGAAAGGAAGACGAACAGAAGAUGGAGGUAAUAGAAGCUAAUGCAAGGCGAUGUAAGAGGAUGAGUGAGUGUGGUGCGUGUGGGCGUGGGUGGGUGGAACCACGCCUCCUACCUUGUCUCCACACCAUCUGCACACCCUGCCUCCACGCCCGCGCCACUCAGGUCUCACCUACGCCCACCCUCACGCCCACGCAUCACGCCAACAACGGGCGCACUACGACCACAUCUACUGCGGGUAGCAGGAGGGCGUCACAAGGGCAGACUCUGCCUACUGCACCCACCACCACCACCUCACCCAUCACAACCACGCCCACACACCCCACGCCCACACCCUCUACACCCACAACCCCAACACACCCCACACCCACAACCCCCACACAUCCCACAACCACCACGCCCACAUACCCCACACCUACCACGCCUACAAGCACCACGCCCACAGCCACCACACCCCCAACUACCACACCCACAACUACUCCAUCCUUGAGUUACAACGGAGGCCAGUUGACCUGCCACUGGAAUGGAGGCAACAGCAGUAGCAUUAGACUCUCCUUGAGUAGUGGCGGCGACAGCAGUAGCAGUAGUACUAGCACCCUCAGUGUCACUACUGAUCCCCAACACAACACCCCUUACUCCCAACACCUCACCAACAACCUCAAUGAAAGUCAAGCUGUACCUGAUGUGAAGGAAAAGAAUCAGAGAGAAGAGCAGCAGCAACAGUGGACUGCUUCUACUGAUUUGGAAUCUGUAAUUGAACUUCUAACAAACCUCUCCCCAAACUCUUCCAGUAAUAAUAAUAAUAAUGGUACUCCAAAAGUGACCAUCACAUCCACACCAAGUGUUAGUGACUCCUUUGACAAAGCUGCACCUGAGCUAACAAAUGAAGACGAUGUACAUUCUCCAUCCAGCACAAUGGAGUCUAGAUGUUCCUCGAGGACAAAGUCAGGUGGCAGGUCCUCUAGUUGUGAAAGUAUUCAGAAAACCAAAGGAGUGUGGGUGGUGUGGUGCCCCGAGUGUGGCUACGAGGCUGCUGUUCCUCCAGGAGGUGUCGAGUGUUUCCCACUCAACUAUGUUCUCCAGAAGCAGCUGGUCCUUGAAGCUCUAAACUCAUCUUUUACCACUGUCUACUGUGACCUCUGCCAUGAUGACGUCGUAGCUGAGGAACGCUGUGACACCUGCCCCGUGAACCUGUGUAGACUCUGUAGUCAUGCACACACGCGACAGAGGCGCACAACUCACCACACUGUUAUUUCUCUACAGGAAGCCAGAAGUUUAGGCAUACGAGAGGUGGCUCACACUCUUGUCUGUGCAACACACGGCGAAGGUGAAGUUGGGUGGUGGUGUCGUGGGUGUCACGAACCACUGUGUGCUGCCUGUCUCGCCACUCUUCACCGUGGACAUCCAACUGUCACUGUUGACCAGGCAGCACCACAAGCACGCAAAAAGCUCACUGCAUUACUUGAUCAAGCUUCAUCCAGAAUGAAUUACCUCCUGAGCACCGUUGAGGAUCUUUCUGGUGCUGCCACGAGAGUACAACAAAGAGGCAGAGUUGUUAGUGACCAAGUCAAUGCCUUUAUAGAUGACUACAUAAUGGCUCUAGAGGAACACAGACACACACUUCUCAGACAAGUACGGCAAGCAUGCGAGCGUGCUCAGCGAGGUAUUGUGACGGAGUCUCAGAGAGCAGGUCAGACAGCUUCUUGGUUGAGACAAGGCUGUGACCUCACACAUGACCUCCUUCACCAUGCUGGGGAUGCAGAGGCUCUGGCUCUUGCCCCACUUGUUACCUGCAGAUUACAGACACUGCUAAGUGAGCAAGUGAGAGGUUGGAUGCGGUGGGAGAGGCUGGCACUGCUUCGUGAGCACCGAGCAGGCAAGGUGAGGGGUCAUCGCAUCCAGGGUGUGAUUGCUGAUACUCCUGCUGAUCCUUCAAAUUCAAGAUUAAAGCCAUUAUGUGAUGUCACCAAUUUAACUGUGGGAUCAAAAGCAUCUGCAUUGGUAGUAGCAAGAGACAUUGAUGGCCAGCCAGUAACUCAUGGCGGAGAAGAAAUAUCCGCCAGUAUUCUUGCAAUAGAUGGGACAACUCUCAGAUGUGGGUGCUCGGUUAGGGAUCGUGAGGAUGGGUCAUACGAAGUCAUAUUUUGCCCUCCUCUGCCUACAGCAGCAACAUUGCAUAUUACAAUUCAAGGUGUUCAUGUGCAGGGAAGUCCUCUGGAAAUUGGAAUAACGUCGAUGCCUAUGGGAGUAAGUGGUGUCACUGCUGGGGAUGGUAACAGAGAAGCAAGUCUAGGUGGUCGACGGCAUACAGGGGUCUUCCACUGCUGCACCUUCUGUUCCAGUGGUGGUGACAAGACUGCCACUUGUGCUUGUGGGGCAACGAUGCCAGGAGGAUAUCUAGGCUGUGGCCACAACCACACUGGUCAUCCUGGUCAGAAACACUGGUCAUGUUGUGCCCAGACCAAUCCAUCAGGACCUUGCACCAGACCUCCCUCCCAGUAUUAUCAAGUCACACUUUGAAAGCACACAUAUUCAACACUUGCCUGACAGUAUUACUUUGUAAUUUGCUAUCUAGUCUUGUCAUCCUUAUUAUACAGUACUUCCAGUAUACUGGGAAGGAGCAGGUGCCAGGAUUUGAAAAAGGCUUUCAAGAACCUUCACAUCCCUUUCAGUCACCCAUGACAGUGAAUAGAUCACUGGUGUCUUGACCACGAAAUUUUAAAAUUAAAAUUAACGAGUCAUCCUAGGAUUUUAUGCAUGGAAAAGUGCUCAACUCUCUGGCAUCAUUUAACACUAAAAUUUGAUGAAUUAACUUUUUUUCAUUUAGGACAAUGUUGUAUAUUCACACAGCCAAACAUGUUGAAAAUGGCCUAAGGUGGUGCUUAUAUUGAAAGAUGUUUUGCUUUCAAAAACACAAAGGUUUUUGAACACUUUAAACAUACCAUUUUAAAUCAUUUAAACUGUUCAUAUCAACUUGCUACUGUCAUGACCAAUUCACCAUUAUACAGUAUUACAGAAAUGAAUCCCAAAGCUGGUAAAACUA
Messenger RNA from Cherax quadricarinatus, 5273 nucleotides. NCBI's taxonomy places the organism in Eukaryota, Metazoa, Arthropoda, Malacostraca, Decapoda, Parastacidae. The record is from RefSeq and is a predicted model, not a curated record.